UGAUUUUUUUAUGUGUUUGUAAUUAUAUAUUGAGAUAAAAAUAUAUUUAUCUUAAAAUAAACAUGCAGAAAAACAUUUUUUAAUGACACUUUAUUUAAAAAAAAAUAAUAAAUUGAUUUACUUUUAUCGGUGGCAGUGAAUUCUAAUAUUUAUGUACCUCUGCUCAAAGAAAGACUAUUUUGAAUGGUUUUAACAUCAUUGUGAAAAGAUCGAUAUGUCCGAUACGCUUCAAGACGAAGAGACGUCACCGACACGAAGUAAUUCUCUUAAAAUAUCCCUUCCCACCGUACUGUGCACAGAUGUCACCGAUAAUCCUGAAUUAACUGAGACAAAUUCAUUUGUGAAUUCAGAAUCAAAACUGUCUCUUCCAUCCAGUUUCGGUACACCUACUUCGCCGUUAAGAUUAUCAUCACCACUUUCGUUGCCAUCCUCGCCUACACCUUUUGCAAAGACACCGCUUCAAACACGCUCCAACAAAUCCUUAGAUGAUCCCUCACAACAGUCCUCCGAGAAAAGUCAACCAAGCAGUAUGAACCCACCGUUAAUCAACUCAGGAUCAGCUACUGGCAACCCACGUAACAAAUGUGCCCUUCAACCCGGCCACAGUCUCAUGGACUGGAUUCGACUCGGUAACUCUGGAAAAGACCUCACAGGAGUUGGGGGUCGUAUCCGACCAGUCACUCCCGCCGAACUCGCUACACACAACACAGAAAAAGACGCAUGGUUAGCAAUACGAGGACGCGUUUACAAUAUUACAUAUUAUCUACCUUACCAUCCCGGAGGAUCUGACGAACUUAUGAGAGGCGCUGGUAUUGACGCAACGGAGCUUUUCGAUAAAGUACAUCCGUGGGUCAAUUACGAUUCACUUCUAGCAAAGUGCUUGGUGGGACCUCUUCGUUUCGAUCGACCGGACGGUGACGAACUCUUUGACAUUUCAAAUCCAUCACCGAAAUCCGACCGGCUCAGAGAACCGUCUAAAGCUCAGGAAUUAGUAAGGAAAUCGAUGGAAAACUUAGCAAACUGCAUAACACCCGUUAGAAAAAAAAUAACCGCUAAAAGCGAGGAAAACGUCAAAGGAAGUCCUCCCAGCAAAAUAAUGCAGAGUUUAAUACAGUCGAGCGAUUUGCCUGUGUCUAUAAGCCGAAGGGCGGCGUCGAGUCCACUGAAAUCUGCAGACCAGUCAAAAGACUCGCCGCCUUCAUUGCGCUUUGAUUGGAUCCAAACGUCGACAAAGCUAACUAUCUCGGUAUAUACGGGACUUUUAAGUAAUCCCGGCGGUUGUGCGAGGAUUUCAGAAGGUGCUUUGUUCAUAGAUGUCGCGACUAAUGGAUGGCUACGAACAUUAAAGUUAGUGCCCGAAGAAGCUAUAAAGGAACCUUUGCAGAUAAGAGUGUUUUCUGAAAGCGGUAAAAUAGAGGUUACAGUGCUAAAGACUACACAUAAAGUCUGGAAGAACAUAGGCGAGACAAUUUUCAGUUCAGCGACUCAUAUAUCCUCGCCUCGUACACUUGAAUGUAGAGUGAUGCACGUAGAACGGAUCUCGCACGACACAACCCUACUAGCACUGGCACCUAAAUCUGGGCCGGUCGUAGUGCCAUUGGGUCACCAUGUGCGAGUACACCAUAAAAUUAACGAUAAGGAGUGUAUCCGUUCUUACACGCCCGUGGGUGACAGUUGGGACCACUUCGGGAAUGAAUACAGCGCUAUGAAGUUGGCAGUCAAACGUUAUAAUACCGGGGCUCUCUCUCCUUAUCUAACAACCCUGAAAAUUGGAGACUCGGUCACACUCUCGGGACCUUAUGGGAACUUUCAAUUACAAAAGCUGAAGCGAGUAAAAAUCUUAUAUUUAAUAGCGGCAGGUACGGGCAUCACGCCAAUGUUGGGGUUAUUAAGAUUCAUGCUAGCGAGAUCAAAUCCGAGAUGUGAACGGAUAAAUCUACUAUUCUUCAACAAAACGGAAGAGGAUAUUCUGUUUAAGAAUAAGUUCGAAGACAUAGCGAGGCAAGACGAGAGAUUGAAAAUAGAACACGUUUUAUCAAACGCCAGUUGUUCGUGGAAAGGACAAAAAGGUCGAAUAAGCAGUAAAGUUCUUUCGGAAAUCCUGGAUGAAAAAGCCCUCUCCACAGAAGAUACGCCACAUUUCGCUUGCUUGUGUGGUCCUACGGAAUUCACGCACACUAGUCUCGACUUGCUAAAGAAACUUGGAAUGAAAGAGAAUGAUAUACAUGCUUUUAUAGGAUAAGUGUAAAUAAACAGACGUUGGAUGUAUGUGUCAUGUUAGAAUGUUUACUUACAUGUGCAAAUAUUUCAAACCGAUAUUGUUAACAUUUGUCUAUCAAAACAAUUUUAAAUUUCCUCGGAAACGUCCGUUACAAUAUUGUUUAUUUUGUUAUUAUUGUUAAUUUUAUUCAUCAUCGUAGCGU
Vanessa atalanta (red admiral) is the source of this 2423-nucleotide messenger RNA. RefSeq names its product cytochrome b5 reductase 4. Gene Ontology annotation, cellular component: endoplasmic reticulum. The record is from RefSeq and is a predicted model, not a curated record. The coding region runs from base 215 to 2242 and encodes 675 amino acids. Gene Ontology annotation, biological process: superoxide metabolic process; generation of precursor metabolites and energy. The transcript is spliced from 10 exons. NCBI's taxonomy places the organism in Eukaryota, Metazoa, Arthropoda, Insecta, Lepidoptera, Nymphalidae. Gene Ontology annotation, molecular function: oxidoreductase activity; heme binding.